AGCAAAGACGCUCAUAAACGAACAUCAAUGUAUUUCUGCUCCGCUACAAUUGUUGUGUUGUUGCUAGACUACUGAUGCCAGAGAAAUAGCCGGAGAAACAACAUCAGAGGAUUUAUGAUAGAAGACUAUUAAAUUAUAUUUCCAUUUCUGCAUCGUUUAUUCCCGAGCAACGGUGUAAUACGAGAGAUUGUAGGUGUCUGAUGUGCUCGUACGAAAUCUAAAAUAAUUGCUUGGGGUAGGCUAUAGCUGCGAGGCUAUUGUUGCUUUCGUGUCGUUUUGAGGACAGGCAUUUGAUUAUGUUUUGAUCUCAAAGUAAGAGGUGUUUAUUUUAUUUGAUAUCUCUACCAAAUGCUUGUUUUCCCCCGCAGCUAUAGCUAAGGCAAACGUGUCAACGUAGCGAAAUGAAGCAUAGGAAAAUGACAAGAACACGCAAGGAGAGGUUCUCCAACUGGCCAAUUUCUCCAAAGAGAGAUUAGUUUAUCAUUUUCUCAUCUGUAUCCAACUUCAACGAUGUCUCUCGUGGCCAGCGAUAUCCCGACGGACGAAGACCUAGAAGAUCUGGUUGAGGAUGGACUUUCUCUUGCGACCUACAUAUCAGACUCUGGAAAGAAAGCCAGGAAAAAGAAGCUGUCUGGUAAACCUCCCCCUUCUCCCAGGUCUCCGUACCUCUCCAGUAUGGAUGUGAACCAGAGGAGAUCAGCGGUGUCAGCUUGGAGGCCCCUGAGAGGAACUCUGGGAGAGAGGGGGGAGGCCCUAGGGGGGAGAGGUGACACUCUGUUGGAGAGGGGUGAGGCGGCUCGGACCCCCAGAGAGAACUGUUUGGCUUCGCUAAGCAACGGGCACGGUUUGUCCCAGUCUCUGAGAGUUGACUUUGACACAACACACACCUCAACCUGUCUCUCCUCUCUCUCCUCUCUCUCCUGUCUCUCCCCUGUCUCUCUAGGUCUGUCCCAGUCUCUGAGAGUUGACUUUGACACAACACACACCUCAGGUUUGUCCCAGUCUCUGAGAGUUGACUUUGACACAACACACACCUCAGCCUGUCUCUCCUCUUCUCCCUGCACUCCAGAGUAUCUCCAACAGGCUCUUGGCAUUAAGAAACCCAAACACCUGCACUCCUCAUCCAAUGACUACAGAGAGAAGGAGGACAUGUACGAUGAGAUCAUCCACCUCAAGAAGAGUCUUCAGGCCCAGAAGUCCGAGAAGGACAGGAUGAAAGCCAAACUACGGCGUCUGGAGGAGGACAAAACUAAGAAAGACAAGCAAAUAGAACAGCUGUUGGAUCCCACCAAGGGAGCGGAGUACACACUGAGUCUGGUGGACAAGAAACACCAGGGGAGCCUGGUUGUUAAUGGACUGAAACAGAGAAUCCUAAAACUGGAACAGCAGUGUAGAGAGAAGGAGAACACUGUGACCAAACUGCAGAGUGAGCUGCAGACCACUAAUCUGGAGGAGUUGAAGAUCACAGUGGAGACCUACUUUGAGGAGAUUCAGAGACUGAGGAUGAUAUUGGAUGCAACAGAGAAAAGCAGUAGAACAGAGAGUAAAGGUUCCCAGAGGAAGCAGAAGGUUCUAAGCUCUACGGUUCUGCGUCUAUCAGAGAACCUUAAACAGCUACAGCAGGAGAACCACACACUGAGAGAGGAACUCAACACAGACAGCCCAGCCAGUGGGCUGAAAGCCUACAAAGACUGGAGCAAACAGAGAGUGUUGAGGAGGCUGGUGGAACUGGAGAGGAGGUUAGAGGAGGGGAGCAGAGCCCCGGCCAGGAGGAGUGGGGUGGACAGACUGGUGCAGACGGACCACCACACACACACACACACACACACACACACACACACACACACACACACACACACACACACACACACACACACACACACACACACACGGUUAGAGGAGGGGAGCAGAGCCCCGGCCAGGAGGAGUGGGGUGGACAGACUGGUGCAGACAGACCACCACCACCCCACACCCACGGAGACAGGGGUUGCUAAGACGCCGGGGAUAACCACCAUAACGACGGAAGGGGGCGUUGCAGUGAUAAACACCCAACAGGAAGGGGAGGGGUUUGUCCGUCUGAAGGGGUGUGUCAGACAACUGGAGCAGGAGAAGGCGGAGCUACAGGAGACGCUGACCGAUAGAGAACAGGAGCUGAGACAACUGAUGGCUGAAACAGAGCAGGAGGAGAAAGAGUCGGAGAGGAGGACGAAUGAACGAAGGCGUGAACAUGAGAAGGAAACACAACUCUACCUACUGGAGAUAGAACAGCUGACCGUGAAGAUACAGUCUCUGGAGGAGGAGAAGAAGAGGUGGACUGAAGAAGAACAGAACCAGGAGAACCGGAAGGAGAACCCAGAAGGGAGGGAGGAGAAGGAAAGAGAGGAGAGGGAAGAACAGAACCAGGAGAACCAGAAGGAGAACCCAGAAGGGAGGGAGGAGAAGGAAAGAGAGGAGAGGGAAGAUCAGAACCAGGAGAAGGAAAGGGCAGCUAGGGUGAUCCAGAGGGAGUGGCUGGAGCACAGAGACAGGGACACAGUGUUGGUCCAGUCAGCAAUAAGAGGACAUCUCCUCAGACAGAGCCAGAUAGCUCACCUCCGAGACACACACACCAGCACUCUCAGCAAGAAUGGCCAAUCACAGCGCGGCAGUGUGCAGGAUGGGGAGCUGGUUGCCGUGACGCUGAUCCAGUCUGUGUUCCGAGGUCACCUGACACGCAGCGCACUAAUGACGGAGAGCUCUGAGUCUCCAGCCUCUCCUCCCUGUGGACCCACACCAUCUCCUAGAAGAGUCCCCUCUGUCCCUUCAACACACACUCCCAGCAACACAGCCCUUCCAGGCAGUGAUGUAGAUGAAGAUGUAACGGAGCUGAGUGAGGAAGAUCCCUGGCCCGUCUCUAACACACUAUCCAACAGGAGGAGACUCACACCAGCCCAACUACAGCUCCACCCACCUCCAGAUUCCAAGGUUGCUAAGGCGAUGGACUCUGAGGAUUCCGACGAUGACAUCAUCGUGUCUCCGUCUCGUCUCGUGGGAAGGAGAGAAGAAAUCUACUUCUAGACCAGAGCAUUGCAUUAUGGGAUAUGAAGUGUGUGUGUGUAGCUGGGUAUGCAGGCUUUUACUCCAGCCCUACACCAGAUUAAAUCAAGGUCCAGAGGACAUGCUGAUAAGUAGAACCAAGUGUGUUUCGGUAGUGCAGGGCUGGAACGAAGUCCUGCACAUGCAGUAGCUCUCCGGGAGGGGAGUGGUUGUUGGUGUCAGGGCUGUAAUGAUAAUGAUGAUAAUCCUGAACAUAUCCAGGAGGGUUACUUGGCCAGCUCUCUGCCCAAUAAAUCUCAGUUCUGAUACAGAUCGUUUUUUAUGUUGCCAAAGUGCCUGAGUGCUGUAUAUAGAUUAUUGAUGGUCAUAAACAAAGUUAUAAAUCAUGGAGUUUAUUGGAGAAUGAGCGACUUUUAAAACAUGUCUAUCACUAUAAACACUGCUGAUUCAAACUGUGAAAUUAUUAUCAUAUUCUACUGCAAUAUGACGCUCAGAGGAGAGUGUGUGUGCGCGCGCGUGAUCGUGCCUUGAGUUGUGUUUAUUAUAAUGGCUGUAAUCCAUGAAAAUAAUGUUUUAUCUGAUUAAAUGAGUAUCUUUCCUUGAAUGGUGAAACACUUCA
Molecule: messenger RNA, 3655 nt
Organism: Oncorhynchus masou masou (cherry salmon)
Lineage: Eukaryota; Metazoa; Chordata; Actinopteri; Salmoniformes; Salmonidae
Product: IQ domain-containing protein E-like
Exons: 23
Coding region: 511-3057 (848 amino acids)
Molecular function (GO): protein binding
Source: RefSeq, a predicted model, not a curated record